Messenger RNA from Mizuhopecten yessoensis (Yesso scallop), 1088 nucleotides. RefSeq names its product cleavage and polyadenylation specificity factor subunit 5-like. Gene Ontology annotation, molecular function: mRNA binding. Bases 38 to 721 code for a protein of 227 amino acids. The transcript is spliced from 7 exons. The record is from RefSeq and is a predicted model, not a curated record. NCBI's taxonomy places the organism in Eukaryota, Metazoa, Mollusca, Bivalvia, Pectinida, Pectinidae. Gene Ontology annotation, cellular component: mRNA cleavage factor complex.
ACUUUGCACAGCUCUUUGUUUCCGGUGGUUUUCUAGCAUGGCGAGUCACGGCAGAACUCACGGUUGGCCCAAACAGAGCGCCAAUUCAGCAUCGUAUGCAGCGAAAUAUGGCAUCACACAUCCAUCAACGACACUGGACAGACCCAUCGAUCUGUAUCCAUUGACAAAUUACACAUUUGGAACAAAGGAGCCCCUGUAUGAGAAAGACAGUUCAGUUCCAGCACGAUUUGCUAGGAUGAGGGAGGAUUUUGACAAGAUCGGGAUGCGGCGGUCCGUGGAAGGGGUCCUUAUUGUACACGAACAUGGGCUCCCUCACGUCCUUCUCCUCCAGCUUGGCACGACCUUUUUCAAAUUACCUGGAGGUGAACUGAAUGCACAAGAAGAUCAAGUGGAAGGCCUGAAACGUUUAUUGACAGAGACACUAGGAAGACAAGAUGGGGGUACAAUGGAGUGGGUCAUUGAGGAUACGAUAGGCAAUUGGUGGAGACCCAACUUUGAACCACCACAGUAUCCCUAUAUACCAGCACACAUCACAAAGCCAAAGGAACACAAGCGACUCUUUCUGGUUCAGUUACCAGAGAAAGCUCUAUUUGCUGUACCCAGAAAUUACAAAUUGGUGGCGGCUCCGUUAUUUGAAUUGUACGACAACUCGGCCGGAUACGGACCAAUCAUAUCCAGUUUACCACAGGCCCUAAGCAGGUUCAACUUCAUCUAUAACUAAGCAGGCAAGAUAUAAGUGGCUGGGAAAGUCCUUUUUGCUGACCAGUGUGGGAGAACAGACAGUGGCUGGGAAAGUACUUUUUGGUGACCAGUGUGGGAGAACAGACAGUGGCUGGGAAAGUACUUUUUGGUGACCAGUGUGGGAGAAUAGACAUUGACAGUUUGUGUAUAUAUCUUUACUAAACACCGUUGGAAUAUUAAAAUUCAUGACAUUGAAUACAAGGUCGAACUUUCAUUAUCAUGUGCCCUUCAACCGUUACAAAUUCAUCAGGAACGACAUUUUUCGCCAAUUUGCAGCAGUACAUUUAUUAGAAAUCAUUUCAUUCUUAGUCAUCCAUUUUGAAUAAAGGUUAUUGUGUCGUACAAUG